This is a messenger RNA of Pogonomyrmex barbatus (red harvester ant), 2502 nucleotides long. RefSeq names its product Delta[1]-pyrroline-5-carboxylate synthase (gene P5CS). Gene Ontology annotation, molecular function: glutamate 5-kinase activity; ATP binding; glutamate-5-semialdehyde dehydrogenase (NADP+) activity. Gene Ontology annotation, cellular component: mitochondrion; cytoplasm. The record is from RefSeq and is a predicted model, not a curated record. Lineage: Eukaryota; Metazoa; Arthropoda; Insecta; Hymenoptera; Formicidae.
GAGAGAGGGGAGAGUUCAGUUAAUUGUCCCGAGGAAGAGAUAUCAGAAGAUCACCAUGUACUCGAUCUUGUUCCUAACGAGAUCUGUCCGGUUUGGUAAUUCGCCACGAAGACUGGCCUCGUCGUUCAUGGGAUCGUCGCGCUUGCCGCAGCUAAUAAGUAAUGGCGUGUCGCAAGGGUACGUGCGGAGGGAAUUACAAACGUCAGAGAGGCCACGAAGGCAACAGACCUUUACGGAGCGCAGCGAAUUGAAAUACGCCCGUCGGCUGGUAAUCAAGCUCGGCAGCGCCGUUAUAACCAGGGAGGACGAACACGGCCUCGCUCUCGGACGUCUAGCGUCUAUCGUCGAGCAGGUAGCCGAAUGCCAGAUCGAUGGCCGCGAAUGCGUCAUGGUUACUAGCGGGGCGGUCGCCUUUGGCAAGCAAAAGCUCACCCAAGAGCUUUUAAUGUCCAUGUCGAUGAGAGAGACUCUGAGCCCAACGGACCACACGCGGGAGCAUGCAGGAACUAUGUUGGAACCUAGAGCAGCUGCCGCGGUGGGCCAGUCUGGCCUCAUGUCUCUCUACGACGCGAUGUUCGCCCAGUACGGCGUCAAGAUCGCCCAGGUGCUGGUGACCAAGCCCGACUUCUACAACGAGGAGACGCGGAAAAAUCUCUUCAGCACCCUGAGCGAGCUGAUCAGCCUGAACAUCGUGCCGAUCAUCAACACGAACGACGCGGUAUCCCCGCCACCGGAUGUAGACGAAGAGGUCGCCGGUAGUGGCGGCAGACGAGGAAUAUCCAUCAAGGACAACGACUCCCUGGCAGCGAUGCUGGCAGCUGAGGUCCAGGCGGACCUGUUGGUCCUCAUGAGCGACGUCGACGGGAUCUAUAAUCUUCCACCCUGGCAAGACGGCGCGAAGAUGCUGCAUACCUUCAGUUCCGACCUUAGGGAUACCAUCAAGUUCGGACAGAAGUCGAAGGUAGGCACGGGCGGCAUGGACUCGAAGGUUAACGCCGCUCUUUGGGCGAUGGACCGUGGCGUUGCAGUGGUCAUCUGCAACGGCACCCAGGAAAAAGCCAUUAAGAGCAUCAUGUCGGGCAGGAAGAUCGGAACGUUCUUCACGCAGGCUGCCGGCUCGUCCACUCCCGUCGAGGUGGUCGCCGAAAAUGCCCGCGUUGGCAGUAGAACGCUACAGGCGUUACGCCCCGAGGAACGGGCCGAAUGUAUUACAACCCUCGCGGACUUGUUGGAGUCUAGGCAGCCCGAGAUUCUCGAGGCGAACGCGCUGGAUCUGGAUGCCGCGAGUAAGAACAAUUUGGCGACAGUACUGUUAUCACGUCUGUCCCUGACACCGGCGAAACUCAAGUCCCUGAGUUCUGGUCUACGUCAGAUCGCGGACAGCUCGUUGAACAACGUGGGUCGCGUGAUCCGUAGAACCAGAUUGGCCGACGGUUUGGAGUUGCGGCAGGUAACGGUGCCCAUCGGCGUGCUGCUAGUGAUCUUCGAAUCCAGACCGGACAGUCUGCCUCAGGUAGCCGCCUUGGCCAUGUCCAGUGCCAACGGACUUCUCCUGAAGGGCGGCAAGGAGGCUACUCAGAGCAAUAAGUACCUAAUGAUACUCGUGAAGGAGGCGUUGGACAAGUUCGGCGCUUCAAACGCAAUUUCGCUCGUUUCAACGAGGGAGGACGUGGGCGACCUUCUCUCGAUGGAGAAACAUAUAGAUCUCAUCAUCCCUCGUGGUAGCUCGGAGCUGGUUCGUACGAUCCAGGAACAGUCUAAGCAUAUACCCGUCCUGGGUCACGCCGAGGGAAUCUGCCACGUUUACGUCGACAAGAACGCGGAUCUAACGAAGGCGAUGAGGAUCGUUAGGGAUUCCAAGUGCGAUUACCCCGCCGCGUGCAACGCUAUGGAGACGUUGCUGAUACAUGAAAAUGUUAUGAGCGGCAGUUUCUUUAGCGACGUGUGCAGCAUGUUGCAUAAAGAAGGGGUAAAAAUUAACUCCGGGCCAAAGCUAAGAGAUUUAUUGACCUUUGGUCCGCCUGCUGCCAAAAGCAUGCGAACCGAAUACGGCGCACUCGAAUGUACCAUAGAAGUAGUUACGGACGUUGAUGAUGCCAUCAAUCACAUCCAUAAAUAUGGUAGCAGCCAUACCGAUGUUAUUGUCACCGAGGAUACCGGUACAGCGAUGCAUUUCCAGAGAGAGGUUGACAGUGCGUGUGUGUUUCAUAAUGCCAGCACCAGAUUUGCAGAUGGUUAUAGAUUCGGUCUUGGAGCAGAGGUCGGUAUUUCCACGACACGUAUCCACGCACGUGGUCCGGUAGGAGUAGAUGGACUAUUAACGACAAAAUGGAUGUUGAAAGGCGAUGGACACGCGGCCGCGGAUUUCGCCGAAGGAGGCAGCAAAACUUGGCUUCAUCAAGCCUUACCUCUCACAGAAUCAGCGUGAUUCGAUCGCUUUAAACUUUGUGAUCUCGGGAUGGCUAGAAUCAUUCAUAAGAUACUAAACUUCUUUAAAUAAAU